UGUCAUAAUAAGAAAACUGUCUUGAAAUUAAACAGGCUUCCGAAAGUGUCAGUAUGUCUCAUCAGGCUGUUUAUAAUUUCGGCGACUGAGUUAAAAUAUGAGUGGUGCGGCUACAUCCAACACUAAAGGCAGAAAAAAGUACAAGUUGGUUAUUCUUGGUGAUGGAGGUGUCGGAAAAAGUGCUCUCGUGAUCCAGUUUGUGUGUCACAAGUUUCAAGAAUACCAUGAUCCAACGAUAGAGGAUGCGUAUGAACACCAGUGCAAGCUGGAUGGUGAAGCGGCUCAUUUGGACAUCCUUGACACUGCGGGCCAGGUCAGUGGUGCAUCUGGGCCGGAGUUCACUGCUAUGCGGGAACAGUACAUGCGGAAUGGUCAGGGCUUCGUCAUCUGCUACUCCAUUACUGACCGGCGGAGCUUUGAUGAGGUCAUGGCAUACAAGAAAUUAAUUGACCGUGUCCGAGUCCAAGAUAUUCCUAUUGUAAUCGCAGCCAACAAGUGCGAUUUAGAAGAAAGAAGAAAGAUUUCAGCGGAAGAUGGGACAGCACUGGCACGGUCACUGGGCUGUCCUUUCUACGAGACGUCGGCAGUUCUACGACAAUGUGUAGAUGACGUCUUUCAUGGGCUGGUUCGAGAAAUACGCCGCAAAGAGAGAGAAGCACACGAAGCAAUGGAAAAACAGAACCAGAAGAGAAACAGAUUGAAAAGAUUUCAGUCUUUCUUCGGAAAUAUGUUUAAAAGGACUCACCAUCAUUGAUGUUGUGAUAGAAGUCUGUACAGUGUUAGUGUAGGAAUGUCUUUGAGAGGACGCAAAAUCAUUAAUGUCAUGAUAGAAGUCUUUGUUUGUUAGGAUAUUAUUCUAAAAUGACUCAAAAUUAUUGAUGUUAUGAUAGAAGGUUUUUUAAAAUUAAUCUAAAAUGACUCAAAAUCACUGAUGUUAAAAUAGAAAUCUACUUGAAAAUGUCUUUAAAAGUCGUUGAUAUUAUUUAGAAAUAUGUUUGAAAGAAGUCAAAAUGUUUUAAAAGGUAUCAUCCAUAAUAUAAUAUAAGUGUGAAAAUGCCGUUGUAAUUGUUCAGAAAAAUUAAUAUCUGGACACUGUUUAUGAUGACCUGAAAUUUAUAUUAAGAUCAAAAUAUCUAGAAACAUGUUUAUAAGGACCUGAAAUGAAUAUUGUGAUCAAAACAUCUAGAAACAUGUUUAUAAGGACCCGAAAUGAAUAUUGUGAUCAAAAUAUCUAGAAACAUGUUUAUAAGGACCCGAAAUGAAUAUUGUGAUCAAAAUAUCUAGAAACAUGUUUAUAAGGACCCGAAAUGAAUAUUGUGAUCUAAACAUCUAGAAACAUGUUUAUAAGGACCCGAAAUGAAUAUUGUGAUCUAAACAUCUAGAAACAUGUUUAUAAGGACCCGAAAUGAAUAUUAUGAUCUAAACAUCUAGAAACAUGUUUAUAAAGACCUGAAAUGAAUAUUAUGAUCAAAAUCUUUAGAAACAUGUUUAUGAGAACCUGAAAUGAAUAUUGUGAUCAAAAUAUCUAGAAACAUGUUUAUAAGGACCUGAAAUGAUUGAAGUGUGAUUGGAAAUGUAUUUGAGGGAUUGUAAUAGAGACCUCUUCAUUUGUAAACUCCACGUUAGUGUUUUGUUUUGUCAAUAGCAAUUAUAAAAUACUUGCUGUCUGUGA
This is a messenger RNA of Gigantopelta aegis, 1672 nucleotides long. Its product is annotated as GTP-binding protein Rit1-like. Gene Ontology annotation, biological process: Ras protein signal transduction. The record is from RefSeq and is a predicted model, not a curated record. The coding region runs from base 98 to 754 and encodes 218 amino acids. Lineage: Eukaryota; Metazoa; Mollusca; Gastropoda; Neomphalida; Peltospiridae. The transcript has 5 exons. Gene Ontology annotation, cellular component: plasma membrane. Gene Ontology annotation, molecular function: GDP binding; GTPase activity; calmodulin binding.